CCCUCCCUGGGCUGGCCAAUGGUGAAAUGGGGACUGCCAGACUCACUCAUAAGAUGAGGCCAUUUUCUCCGCAUUUUCAUCCAUACAGUAGACUACACCAGAAGGGCUCAGGAUGCUGCUGCUGUGGCUGCAAGCUGUCCUGUUGCUGUUAGUCCUGCCCAUCCAUGCUGAGGUUACCCCAGCUGAAGAGCCGGGAGUCCUGGUCCCUCCACCCAAGGAAACUUGUGCAGGUUGGAUGGCAGGCAUCCCAGGACAUCCUGGCCACAAUGGGACACCAGGCCGUGAUGGCAGGGAUGGCACUCCUGGCGAGAAGGGUGAGAAAGGAGAUGCAGGUCUUCUUGGUCCUAAGGGGGAGACAGGAGAUGUUGGAGUGACAGGAGCUGAGGGGCCCCGAGGCUUUCCUGGAAUCCCCGGCAGGAAAGGAGAGCCUGGAGAAGGUGCUUAUGUGUACCGCUCAGCGUUCAGCGUGGGGCUGGAGACCGGAGUCACUGUCCCCAAUGUUCCCAUCCGCUUUACUAAGAUCUUCUACAACCAACAGAACCAUUACGACAGUAGCACUGGGAAAUUCUACUGCAACAUUCCAGGGCUCUACUAUUUCUCCUACCAUAUCACGGUGUACAUGAAAGACGUGAAGGUGAGUCUCUUCAAGAAGGACAAGGCUGUUCUCUUCACCUAUGACCAGUAUCAGGAGAAGAACGUGGAUCAGGCCUCCGGCUCUGUGCUCCUCCACCUGGAGGUGGGCGACCAAGUCUGGCUCCAGGUGUAUGGAGAUGGGAAUCAUAGCGGACUCUAUGCAGAUAAUGUCAAUGACUGUACCUUCACAGGCUUCCUUCUGUACCAUGACACCAACUGAUUGUAGCUAACUCAGAGCUUCCCCAUAGCCUAAGCACCCCGAGAAUCAAAUAACAGCCCACAAGCUUCCAGCAUAGCUCGAAAGAUUGAUUUUAUGGUUUAGUUUGAGGGUUCUGAAUAUUAGCCACACAUGUAUUCAUUCAUUCAUGAAAUGACUUCAUAAAAAAUCUUUUCUGGGCUCCUAGUCCAGAAAAAGAAACAUUCCUUGGUCUUCACAACUCUUACAUAGUAGCAAUAAUAGAAUGAAAAUAACGUUUAAGGGAGGAGUUUUACCAUACCCUCACUGACUAUAAGGAAGUAGACAACGCUAUUUUGUGUCCACUCUCUCUAGAUGUUCACACAAAUCCUGUAAGGUACACAUGAAAUACACGAUCUCCUCUCUUCACAGCUGGAGUCUUUAGGAUGUGUUUAUGAAUGUCUAAAGUCCUACACUUAUUAAAAUAGCAGAGCUAAAA
Molecule: messenger RNA, 1307 nt
Organism: Peromyscus leucopus (white-footed mouse)
Lineage: Eukaryota; Metazoa; Chordata; Mammalia; Rodentia; Cricetidae
Gene: Adipoq
Product: adiponectin, C1Q and collagen domain containing
Exons: 3
Coding region: 113-853 (246 amino acids)
Molecular function (GO): protein binding
Source: RefSeq, a predicted model, not a curated record